CUCACGUCAAGCACAUCCCUUAGCUCUGCGAAGUGUAAAUUAGUUUCAUUGCAAUGUUGAAAGUAUCGCUGGUCCUUUUGGCUCUAGUUUCCGUAGCUUACUCUUGUUUAAUUACAAACUGCCCAAGGGGUGGAAAAAGGGGAGAUCCUACUUUUUUGCUAGAAAACAUUGCAAGAGAAUGUCCAGCCUGUGGUCACGAAGAGCAAGGACGCUGCUUUGGGCCCCACAUCUGCUGUGGCCCGAGCAUGGGUUGCCACAUUGGCACUCUGGAAACUCUCAGAUGCAGGAAAGAAAGCUUGUACUCGAGGCCUUGCGUGGCAGGCUUUGCCAUGUGCCAGGGAAACAGCGGAAGGUGCGCCGCCAAUGGAAUUUGCUGCUCUCAAGAAUCUUGCUUCACUGACUCAGCAUGUAAACUGGUAGAUGAGAGUGGGAACGAUAGGAAGAUCGGUGCCGAGUUUGGUGCGUUUCUCUUGGAAAACGCCGGGGCGAAUGAGCGCAUUCUUAGAUGA
Molecule: messenger RNA, 509 nt
Organism: Copidosoma floridanum
Lineage: Eukaryota; Metazoa; Arthropoda; Insecta; Hymenoptera; Encyrtidae
Product: neurophysin 1-like
Cellular component (GO): secretory granule; extracellular region
Molecular function (GO): neurohypophyseal hormone activity
Source: RefSeq, a predicted model, not a curated record